AUGUCAAGCGGGUUACAUUAUCACCCUGACCAACAGGAAUUCAAGUACCGUCUGCGACUAUACCUGCUAGGACACAACAAGGGCGUAUUAUCCGAUUCUGCUAAUGUAGAAGAGGAUGAUACGCCUGACAUAGAAAUCACGCAGCCUCCGCUUACAAGUAUUUUGCUGAAAAACUUAAGCUCUAAUGCAGAACUGUGGCCGGCUGAAGAAGCGGAAUUCGAGGAUUUGGAGCUAGACGGACUCGAGCAUUUAGCGGGAUAUAUUUGCCACAAGCUGCAGGAUGACAUUCCCAGCACGUCGUUCAGGAGCAAUGACGACCAUUCAUUCUCCUGGGCGGAUCACCUUAAUGAGGGUGGGUUAUCCCUACCAAGCUCCUCUAUGAUGGUCCAUAUGCGAAGUCUUGAGUCAGUCUUUAAGGCAUUGAACGAAGACGGCUUGCUCAUUACAAAUGAUUUUGUAAAAACUCACAUUGAGCAUGCUGCAACAAUUCAAUGCGACAUUAAAGUAAAAAAAUUAUUUUUCAGGGCAAGAAUGUUCUUCAAAAUACGAAAAUUAAAUAAAGAACUCGUUGAAAAUGCCCACAAAAGAAAAAGAAAAGCCAAAAAAACUCUGACCUAGAUCGAUCCAUAUGGUACCAUUAUAGAACCGUAAGUAUUGCAUAAAAUACCAAACAUGUGGUAAGUUUUGAACUAAAGCGUUUUUAAAUUUGUAGAAAUUAACCGUUCUUUACUUGCAGCAUGAAUCAAUGUCCGCAUU
This is a messenger RNA of Rhagoletis pomonella (apple maggot), 756 nucleotides long. RefSeq lists its product as uncharacterized. The coding region runs from base 1 to 618 and encodes 205 amino acids. The transcript has 3 exons. Lineage: Eukaryota; Metazoa; Arthropoda; Insecta; Diptera; Tephritidae. The record is from RefSeq and is a predicted model, not a curated record.